AUGAAAAUGAUCUCACAGAUAAAACCUAACACUAAACUGUUCAAAGGAGAAAUAUUAGGCACUGCUACACAGAAAAACUGCAGCACACGCUUCGAUAAUGUCAAUCAGAAUCAUAAUGGAUCAUAUUUCUUCAGACUUGAAGAUGAUAAAGUGAAAUAUAACUUCAUAAAUAAUCCACUCUUACAAAUUGUCGUCUCAGGAUCUCCACCCAAACCCACAUUGAGUGUCUUUAAGGAUCAGCAGGAGGUGAUGAAGAUGGAGGAGGUGAUGGAGGAAAGUUCAUUGAGUCUGCGCUGCUCUACUAAGAUCUUCUGUCCGUCUCGUCCUCCAUCUCUCACGUGGACCUCGUCUCUCAAUGAGAACAUCACAGGACAGCAGUAUCAGAGCCAAUCAGAGCUCGUCUCUGAUCUGAACUUCACUGUUUCUCACCGUCUUCACAAAGUCACUUUCACCUGCACCGCAACACACCAGCUACAGAGGAAUAUAACAACACAGCGCUCCCGUAUGAUACGAGUUCAGUAUGCUCCUACAAACACAUCAGUGAGGAUAAACCCAGCUGGUUUAGUUCUGGAGGGUCGUUCAGUGACUCUGAUCUGCAGCAGUGAUGCAAACCCAGCAGUGAACUACACCUGGUACAGAGACCCUGAAGAACUCCUGAAUCCAGUUCAGACCGGACCAAACCUGACCCUCAACAACCCUGACCCUACAGACAGAGGACUAUACUACUGUAGAGCUGACAACAAACACGGAUCUCACAACACAUCAGUGCUGCUGGACGUCCAGUUUGCGCCCAAAGUCAACAGCUCUUGUAGCAGAAACAGUGUAAUGUCGUGUGUCUGUGAGGCUCAUGGGAAUCCCUGCCCUACACUAGAGUGGCGUCUGUCUGGACAUGCGCUCACUAACUCUACAGAAACACCCAUCAGUGAGGAGAAGUUAGGAAGCACAGGAGUGAAGAGCGUCCUGACCCUCCGUCAGUCCCUCUCAGACACAGACGUCCUGCAGUGUUUCAGCUCAAACGUUUACGGCAGCGCAAGUCAACAGUUUCAGCCCAUCUCAUCAACACAAGAGACCAGUCUCCACUUCCCAUCAGCGCUGCUCGGAGCGGCUGUUAGUGCAUCACUGAUGAUGAUUCUGUGCAUCGUCAAGCUCUACUCUGAACGGUGGGUACAAACAAAGCCGUUGCUCUGGAUCAUGACAUUCAGUUUGUUCACGCCGAUAACGGCAUGCUGUCAUCCACACCAACAGAGUGAACCACAAUCUCUUCAUUAUUCCUCCAUCGAUUUCUCAAACACUGAAGCGCCGUCAGGAGAGAUCAGGGGCAUGGCCUCGCUGACCAGUGAAUACGCUACGAUCAGACACCGUCCUGAAGAAGCUGCAGACCCAGAGAACACCACAGAGCCCAAACAAGAAGAAGACAUGACAGCAGAGAUCACAGACACUUCUUCACCGGCAUCAGAAGACGUGAUUUAUGGAAACAUAAUCAAAUCAAAAACAAAUAUUAUCUGA
Messenger RNA from Puntigrus tetrazona (Sumatra barb), 1506 nucleotides. Its product is annotated as sialic acid-binding Ig-like lectin 5. The transcript is spliced from 7 exons. The record is from RefSeq and is a predicted model, not a curated record. The coding region runs from base 1 to 1506 and encodes 501 amino acids. NCBI's taxonomy places the organism in Eukaryota, Metazoa, Chordata, Actinopteri, Cypriniformes, Cyprinidae.